Messenger RNA from Pocillopora verrucosa, 4383 nucleotides. Its product is annotated as myb-related protein A. Gene Ontology annotation, molecular function: RNA polymerase II cis-regulatory region sequence-specific DNA binding; DNA-binding transcription factor activity, RNA polymerase II-specific. The record is from RefSeq and is a predicted model, not a curated record. Gene Ontology annotation, cellular component: nucleus. Gene Ontology annotation, biological process: regulation of DNA-templated transcription. NCBI's taxonomy places the organism in Eukaryota, Metazoa, Cnidaria, Anthozoa, Scleractinia, Pocilloporidae.
AGUGAACAUCCGGGCUUUACGCGUGCUGUAACACGUGCAAAUUCUCUUUGAUUCGCUUUGCGUCUUCUGCCGCGUCUGGGCCUCUUUCGCUAAUACACGGAGGUUCGUCUCUCAACGCUAAAUAUUGACAAAUCCCUUUUGUGAAGUACGGAAUAUGCCUAAAGGCCCCUCAUGCAGAAAUGUUGCUUCUUCUUAAGGCAGCAGAGUCGGUUGCAAGAGGUUAUAAUGUUCCCGUAGAGGAAGAACCAUCGUUGAGGGCUCAGCGGCGAAAGAAGAAAAUCAACAAGGGAAGAUGGACGAAAGAGGAGGAUGAAAAAUUAAAGGAACUUGUGGAUGAUCUUGGAACUGAUAGUUGGAAGGAGGUGGCAAAUAAUUUCCCUGAUCGCACAGAUGUCCAGUGUCUUCACAGGUGGCAGAAGGUACUAAACCCAGAGCUAGUGAAGGGUCCAUGGACUAAAGAGGAGGAUGACAAAGUUGUGGAACUUGUGCGGAAGUAUGGACCUAAACGGUGGUCGCUUAUUGCUCAGCAUCUGAAAGGAAGGAUUGGAAAACAGUGUCGUGAAAGAUGGCACAAUCAUCUUAACCCACAAAUCAAGAAAUGUGCUUGGACUGAAGAUGAAGACAGGAUUAUUUAUGAAGCUCACAUUACUAUGGGCAACAAAUGGGCCGAGAUAGCAAAAUUGUUACCUGGGAGGACUGACAACUCAAUUAAGAACCACUGGAACUCAACAAUGAGAAGAAAAGUGGAAAGUGCAGGAUACGAUCACUAUAGAAAGAUCAGAUACCAUUUGUCUGAAAAACGGUACAGCAAAGGACAUCUUCUUUCAGCAAAGAAAGAUAAAAGGAGGAGAGAGGAGACAGUUGAUCCUUCAUCUAAUGAUGAUUUACCAUCAGUGGUUGAAUACAACAGCCAUCCAGGCACUAGAAACAGAAGUAGCUCAGACUUAACAAACAUUAAACCAAAACCAACAAGUCAAGAUACUCUUCAUUCUAUGAGCAGAAAGAACAACAAUAAUGGAACAAACCCAAGCCUGAUGUCGCCCUUUAGAAAUACGUUCAUAUUGUCCCCAGAGUCUUCAGAUGCUCUGCUAGAUUCGGAUCCCUCCUCUUGGGGUGAUAUCAGCUCAUUUGACAAGGACAGUUGUGUAGGCAAGAAUUUGGCAUUGUCAAAAUUGACUUCUCCUGGAACAAGAGAAUACAGAUUUGAUGGGAAUUCUAUUGCCAGUCUUCAAACAGAUGGCGGAUCUUUAAUACCUAUUACUUCACCUGUAAUGCAGAACAGGUUUAGCACACCUCCAACUAUUCUUAGACGAGGGCGUAAAAGAAAAUCUGCUGACCAUGAUUUCAGUCACAGUGUCAAUACAGAAGUAUCUUUCAGCAGUCCUAAAGGGGCCACCCCCAUCAAGCUCUUGCCAUUCUCACCUUCGCAGUUCCUUAAUUCACCUGUAAAUUCAAGCAAAGUUCAGACGUCAACUCCAGCUUGUGAAAAAAUUCAAGUCAGUUUAACAAACACAACACUGCAUACUCCUGGUGUACUAGAAGCAAGCUCAGGGGAGGAUCCUUUCCGAACUCCACGCAUCAGAAGAACUUUAUUAUGUGUAUCUCCACGCACUCCAACACCAUUUAAAAAUGCCCUGAAAGUGUUCAAUGACACGAAAAUGGCACAUACACCAGACAAUUUUGAAGCAGAUUUCAAUGAAAUCAUGAAACGGGAGGAAGAAGAAAGUGGUGUUCACUUAUCCUGUAGUGGGGGAAAAACAUCCUCUAGAGUACGGACCUCCCUUGAGGAAAAGUAUGCCAAGAUGAGCAAAACAACAUCAGCACCUACUGCCAAUGGAUCAGAAGAACAACCAAGUGUGAUGGAACAAGAACAAAGUUCUUCAAUUGUUGAGUGUGUUGUGGAGGAUUCCGGUGUUGUUCAGACAUCAGUUUUACCCUCACCUUCCAAGGAUUCAUCAUUUAUCAAACCUUCUGAGAUCUUUGGCCAGCAUAACCCCUUCGCCACACCUAGUUCUGUGACGUCUGAAACUGGAGUAAGUGGAAAAAACCUGGCUCAAACCACACAGGUUGAACAUUUCUUAUGCCCUAGUGCUGUGGAUUUUCAGCGGCACAGAAGGAAAGGGCAUCCCAUGCGCAUACUGCAAUUUCAAGAGACGCCACAGAAAUCAGCACCAAAGCUUGACUCAGCAUGGGAGCAGGUAGCAUGUGGUAAAACUCCUGAUCAACAGCUACUAACUCAACAAGCUCAUCAGUUUUUUGCUAAUUACCGGCCAGCGGCACGUACACUACACUUCAAUACAACUACAGUGGCCUAAACUGAACAGUCUGGUGUGUGUCACUAAUUUGCUUUCCUCCUGUGUGAACCCCAGGGUAUCAUCAGUGAAUUAAUCUUUGAUAUUCAAAUCUAGAUAAUUUAAUAUUUUAAGGAAAAACAGAGUAAAUAACUAACCAUAUAAAGAAAAUUGUAGAAACAGAAAAACAGGUCAAACCAAAACAAUUAAUUUAAAAGCACAGACCUAUAUAGCUAGAUGUAAGGGAAAAAAUUUUCACUUUUGCCACCCAUAUGUGGUUACCAGUCUUUGAUGCAAACUUCUUGACAGAAAGAUGUAGAGUUCUGGAUUUUUUUUUUCUUGUGAGCACUAUGGUGAAAGUUGAAUCUAGAGAGGUGGGAAGAAAAUGUCCACUUCUUUUUUUAAAGUUGAUUUUUGAUGGAGUUCCUGCACCUCUGAAAUUGCUUGCAGUGAAGGUACUCUAACAAAAAUUAUGAUGGAUUUUGGUUACUUCAUUGUGGAAAUUUUGUGGUAGGUGGAACUUUUUGAAGGAGAAAGAGACAACAUUUUCUCUGAAGCAAAAAUGUGUGGCCAAUAAUGUAACAAGAGGUAUACAAACUGUCCACUUACAACAAGACAUUGUUUAGUUUUUGUUUCAGAGUGAUACUGUGUGACAAAGUUUUUGAUGGCUUUGAAUCUAUUACUUACUGUAGAAUACACGUGAAUUAGAGGCUUCCGUAAAAUCUGGUGUCAUUUUACAUACUAUGUAUACUAAAAUGAAGCCACUGAUCAGGUGAUAAUGUGAUGGAUUCUUUGCAGUGUUGUCUGAAAUUGAACUUUUAACUGUUCAAACACUUAAUAUUAGACCCAAAGUAGAAAUAUUUUAUGUGGUGUCUUGCAAAAGUUUAUUUAGCCUGUUCAAGCUGAGAUGUAACGUUGGGGUACAUAUACAGUAUAUAUUCAUUCAUGCAGACUUGGGAAGAUUGUCAUUUCUGAGUUGAAUUGGCAGGACUUACGAUUUGUGACUUGCAUAUCUCUUGUACCAUGCAUUGGGACAUAUUUUUACCUUUGAUACAUGAUAAAUCUCUGACAAUGUUUGGGAGAAAAGUUUGUUCCUGUAUUAACUCUAGAUGGGGUCAUACUACUAAGCACUUGUCGAAGGUUGAAUAGUUCCUUAUUGGGUAUGACAGAUUUAGAUUUUUGUUCUUCAUAAGAAAUUGCAAUCUUGCCUUACUCUGUGUGAGAGUUUGGAAGUUUUAUCUGAUUUAAUGGAACUAGGAAGUUUUUCAUGGUUGUGACAGAUCUAUCUCUCGGGUAGGUGAAAGCAAUCCAAAAACUGCAGAUCAGCUCUGUAUUUCUUGGUACACUCAGUUUUGGACUCUAAAAUCUUUUUCAUGUCUAUUCAGGAGAGAUUUUCCACUGUUAGUUCUUUGGGUUUCCUGUGACCCUUAGAAUAUUUCUGCAGAUAAGUUUUAUAUAGUAUCACCGCAUAAAUUCAAAAUAAUCUCCAUGCAUUUGUAGUACAGUACAUUCAGGAAGGAGAAGAGAUUCGUCCAAAUAUCUACUUAUUCAAGUUCACUCGUUUUAUUCACAUUCUGACUAGAAACUUCCGUCUCCUUCGCAGCCGAUCUAGGGUGUGUCACGCAACGCCCAUUCUUCUGUGACGAACGUGGCGUGACAUCCCCAUGAACGGAUGAGAAGGAUAUAUCAUGACAGCCCUUGUAAUUGAUAGGUUAACAGUAUUUUUAAGAAAAAUUAAAACAUUUUUUCCUUUUUCACGAAAACGAAGCGUGCUUGUAAUAAUUGACAAUAAGCAGAUCUUUGGUAGAAUUGCAAGCAGCGAAAUUGUAGAAAAUGAUAGGAAUAUCAUUAGAUCAAAAUUAAAUGUAGAAAGUUUAAAGUAGCUCUCGAACCAUUUGUGACUUGUAUAAGAGGAAUAAUAUUAGGUCUAAUAGCUCUCCAUAUGGUUGUUAGAGGUAUGUCUUAGAGUUAGUAUUAAGCACUGUCAAUGAUAGAAACGAUGUGUACGCGUUGGGUUAUUUUUUAAACCAUUUUUUCCUUGUAAAUAUAUUGUUCUUUUUAUUUUGUACAGAAAUAAAGUAUUUCCAAAUUC